UCGAGAUUCUGAUUAUUUGAAAAGAAAGAUUGUGAAUAUUGUAAAAGCGCAUGCUCCUUCUCACCGGUCAUCAAGCUGUGGCUGUUUGUUGUGUAUUGUUGUUGCCACCUUCUUCCCUCUAGCGGGAAACUUACAUCCUUUAACGGUUUAUAAUUAAUUGAAGGAUAUUGAAUUUGAAGUGGUUUGCAUGCUUUUUAUUUUUGGUGAAUUAAGCGUUUAUGUGUCGGGAGUUAUGAGAUUAUUGUAUUUACUAGCUUCUAAUGGUGCUGGUAACCGUUUAGUUGUGUUUGAUAAAUCUCAAAUACUGUGUUGGUAAAAUGCCAUCCAAUUACUUUUCGAGGCUCGGAACUGCGAUUCACAGUUCGGUUUUAGGGAAAGAAACUGGAAUUCAGGACUCUGCUGAAGUUCUUUUUGGAUUAGGGAAGUUGUGGUUUGGUGGUUCUAAGUUUUUUCAUUCUGUGAAUAAAUCAACUUCAUCUUGUUUGGAGGCAACCCUGUUAGUUCGUCCCGGGGUUGAUUUAGUUUCAAGUCCUGAAUCUAUAGGCAAAAGAAAAACCUUGUCUGUAGUUGAUACGGUGUCUCGAACGUUUUCGGUUCCGUCUGUAUCCGGGCCUUCGAUUCAGGUCUGUGGAUACCACAUUGAUUGUAACCUUUCUGGAACAGAUAAGUUUUCAGCUGGUGCCAAGUUUCAGAUUAAAACAAUGGCUGCUCGAUUACCUGGGACUUUUGUUGGUGAAUGCUCUGUAGAUAACUUGACUCUGAAGCGUGGUAAGGGUUUGAAGAAUAGGACUAAUGUCUUCUUGAACACUGGUUUGGGGAAUGGUAGAAAGUUGAGCAUGAGUUUGAAUAACCAUCAGCAGCCAGAUAGCCAUGCAAUUUUUGGCUAUUUUGUUUGUAAUGUUGCAAAGAGUUGGCACAGUUCUUUCCGUUACACGCAGUCAGGGUAUGGAGAUUUCCAUAGUUCGUCAACAUCAUGUGACUCUGUUGGUCCUGCACAUGAUGUGCCUUUUGACACUUCUGCCCGUGAGCAGAAGCUAACGAAUUCUGCAGAUUCAACCGAACUGAAAUCUCCUUCUGGGAAUACCCUGAAGUUGGUAUCAGGAUCAUGCUAUUUGCCUCAUCCUGAUAAAGAAGAAACUGGUGGAGAAGAUGCUCAUUUUAUAUGUUCUGAGGAACAAGCAAUAGGGGUGGCAGAUGGUGUUGGUGGCUGGGCAGAUCUUGGUGUUGAUUCUGGAUAUUAUUCUCGUGAGCUCAUGUCCCAUUCAGUGGAUGCUAUUCAGGAGGAGCCCAAAGGUUCAGUUGACCCAGCUAGGGUGCUGGAAAAAGCACACUCAAGUACAAAAGCUAAGGGGUCAUCUACAGCAUGCAUCAUUGCACUUACUGAUCAGGGGCUUAAUGCUAUUAAUUUGGGAGACAGCGGGUUUAUGGUUAUCCGUGAUGGUUGCACCAUAUUCCGGUCUCCAGUGCAGCAGCAUGAUUUCAAUUUCACCUAUCAGUUGGAGUGUGGUAGAAAUGGUGAUUUACCUAGUUCUGGUCAGGUGUUUACAGUAGCUGUUGCUCCUGGAGAUGUCAUAGUCGCUGGUACGGACGGGCUGUUUGAUAACUUGUACAAUAAUGAGAUUACAGCAGUGGUGGUUCACGGCGUAAGAGCUGGCUUAAGCCCUCAGGUCACAGCUCAGAAGAUAGCUGCAUUGGCACGUCAACGGGCACUGGAUAAAGACAGACAGACUCCUUUCUCAACUGCUGCUCAAGAUGCUGGAUUUCGUUACUAUGGUGGCAAGCUUGAUGAUACCACAGUUGUUGUUUCUUAUAUUACCGGUUCUGGAGAUGCGUAAAUUUGUUUUGCCGUGUCCCCUUUGUAUAUAUACACACAUUUUGUCCUCAGGUGAUUACUUUGGUAUUUUAAGUGAUUAAGUUUUGUUAGUCACAUUCUGUUGAGAUAUGUGUUUUGAAUUUUAAAUCUCCUUCGGCCAUUUUAUCUUCCGGUUGGGUUUUUCCAACCGUCUUGUUCCUAAAAUGUGAAAAUUUUAUGUCUAGUUGGACUUAAAUGAAAUAAAAUGUUAAGGUUGACGAAUGAUGUAUUGAGUCUAUUCACUUUUGGGUUGACAUUGUUCUUGAUACCAGUGUUGUAAUUAAAUCAAAUAAACGAAUUUUGUCUGAUA
Cicer arietinum (chickpea) is the source of this 2162-nucleotide messenger RNA. Lineage: Eukaryota; Viridiplantae; Streptophyta; Magnoliopsida; Fabales; Fabaceae. The record is from RefSeq and is a predicted model, not a curated record.